AUGGCUUCCGAUACCCCUUCGCUAUCCUCUGACACAGUUGCGAACGAUACAACCAUGGAAUUACAACAGAAAACUCGUACCUUGUACCAACGCGUAUCAGGUGUUUUGGGUCACCGGCAGAUAGAUACCAAGGAUCUUCUCAGCCAAAAAUAUCCAGGAAGCGGCACGGACGAGUCUCCAUAUGUCAUUACAUUCCAACCCAACGAUCCAGAAAACGCUAUGGCAUUCCCCAAAUGGAAGAAAUGGUCCUUUACCGGCCUUCAGGCUAUUGCUACUCUUGCCACGUCGUUUGCCAGUUCAGCUUACUCGGGAGGGAUGAAGCAAGUGAUACAAUACUUCAAUAUAUCUUCAGAGGUUGCCACACUCGGUAUAUCACUAUAUGUUCUUGGCUUCGCACUAGGACCCCUGGUAUGGGCUCCUCUGUCUGAAGAAUUUGGUCGACGAAAGAUAUUCUUUGUCAGCUUUAUGGCUGGAACAGCAUUCGCCGCCGGGUCUGCUGGGGCGGAUUCCAUCGAGGCGUUGCUGGUCUUUCGCUUUCUAACUGGAUCCAUCGGGUCGGCACCUCUUUCCAACGCACCAGCUGUUAUUGCGGAUAUGUUUGACAAGUCAGAACGCGGCAUGGCGAUGUGUAUGUUCUCGGGAGCGCCAUUCCUAGGACCUGCCAUCGGCCCCAUCAUAGGCGGCUUCUUGGCUCAAACUGAGGGCUGGCGCUGGCUCCUUGGACUUCUGGCGAUCUUUAUCGGUGCUAUAUGGAUCGUUGCAUCAAUUAUAAUUCCAGAGACUUAUGCACCAUACAUCCUCAGAAAAAGAGCUGAAAGACUGUCAAAGGCCACAGGCAAAGCUUAUAUCUCGGGUUAUGAUGUAGAUAGACCAGCGAGGUCCGCAGCUCACCACCUCAAAGCGACUUUGACAAGGCCGUGGGUACUUUUGUUCAAAGAACCCAUCAUCUUAAUCUUAUCUAUCUACAUCUCCAUUAUCUAUGGCACCAUGUACAUGUGUUUUGCAGCAUUCCCCAUCGUUUUCCAAGGCGGAAGAGGCUGGAAUCAAGGUGUUGGCGGACUUGCGUUUCUUGGUAUCAUUGUCGGAGUUGCACUGGCCAUCUUAACCUUUAUGUACGAGGACAAGCGCUAUGCCAAGGCAGCUAGUACCAGAGAUGCUCCUUUGGAACCCGAAGAUAGAUUACCACCCGCAAUGAUGGGCUGUGGUCUUAUUCCUUUAGGUCUGUUUUGGUUUGCGUGGACUAGCUUUGACAGCAUUCACUGGAUUGUCCCCAUCAUUGGUACUGUCUUCUUCGCCUGGGGUCUUGUGUUAGUCUUCAUGGCACUAAUGAACUACCUUAUCGAUUCAUAUGUUGUCUUCGCUGCGUCCGUCAUGGCAGCCAACUCAGUAAUUCGAUCUCUUUUUGGCGCUGCCUUUCCCUUAUUUACAAAGCAGAUGUACCAGAAUCUCGGUAUUCACUGGGCAAGUUCUGUACCGGCAUUCCUCGCAUUGGCAUGUGUACCUUUUCCGUUCUUAUUCUUCAAGUAUGGGCGAAAAAUACGAAUGAAAUGUGAAUAUGCGGCUGAAGCAGCAAACGUUCUCGAGAAGACUAGGACACAGGAUGCUGCAAUCACUGAAGAAGAUGCUAUGGAAGAGGCUGAGGAGAUGUGGAGAGCUAGCAGACGCAAUAGUCGUGCCAGCAGAGCAUAG
This is a messenger RNA of Fusarium pseudograminearum CS3096, 1689 nucleotides long. RefSeq lists its product as uncharacterized. The coding region runs from base 1 to 1689 and encodes 562 amino acids. Gene Ontology annotation, biological process: transmembrane transport. NCBI's taxonomy places the organism in Eukaryota, Fungi, Ascomycota, Sordariomycetes, Hypocreales, Nectriaceae. The transcript has 3 exons. Gene Ontology annotation, molecular function: transmembrane transporter activity. The record is from RefSeq and is a predicted model, not a curated record.